Molecule: messenger RNA, 1626 nt
Organism: Lineus longissimus
Lineage: Eukaryota; Metazoa; Nemertea; Pilidiophora; Heteronemertea; Lineidae
Exons: 5
Coding region: 205-990 (261 amino acids)
Source: RefSeq, a predicted model, not a curated record
ACCUGACCGACGAUGUCAACAAUUUUCGCGUUCCAUUCGAAAUAAGUGAUAUAUAGGCCUAUCAUUGCCAGACAAUCACAAUCGAAAUCUGGCAACGAUUCUGGAACUUUCAGGAGUCACAUUAACUAUUGGAAAUUCCCAUCGCUGAGUAUAUAUAUCAGUUCUUAUAAUUAACUCGUCGAUUUCGCAAUACUCUCUCCCAACAUGAUGAAGAGCUUUAGCCCGCCAAGUUCCAAGGUGUCCAUUUUCAAAUAUGUCCUCAUCGGGGUGGCGUUUGUAGGCCUGGUUGGGUGGAACGCUGACUUACAGCGGCGGUUAGUGGACAACGCGGACUCCCAUCACGAGGAAAAUAUAGGCAAACAUAUCGAGGUCCAUUCUCGGCACAGGCGUGAUGCCAGCUCUUCCAGGCAAGGUUCAAUUCCGUCAGGAGGCGCUAUGUUUGUCCGAUGGGGUAGACGUGACUGCCCAAAUGACGAUUCAGAGCUUGUCUACUCUGGUACCGUGGGAGCAUCCAUCUACACGGAAACCGGCGGCUCCGGGGAAUACACAUGUCUUACCAGGGAGCCCCAGUAUGAAAAAUACACAAACGCCCUUGAGGGCACGGCGAAGAUAGCCGGAGUUGAGUUCGAGACGGGAACCUCGGCAUUUUUUGACAGGUCAAAGUCACCUUCCGGAACCCUCCAGGAUGGUGAUGUUGUCUGUGCUGUCUGCAGGAGCAAAGUCACGUCCAGUCAGGUGAUGAUCCCAGGCCGGAAGGAUUGCUAUCCAGGAUGGAGGAAGGAGUACUGGGGUUACCUGAUGACCGGACAUUACGCCCACAAAGCGCAGUACAACUGGGCAUGCGUUGACCACGCACCGGAAUGCGAUGAGAAAGGAGCCAAGAACGACAGCGGGGGUCUCAUGUACCACGUGCAGGGAGUCUGCGGAUCUUUGCCGUGUCCAAACUACGUCCAAGGCCGUGAACUGACCUGUGUCGUCUGUACGAAAUAGAAUGAACGCCCAUGUUGAAAAUGACUUGUAACUUUUAACUGUGCUUCUAAUGUAUAAGUAAACCGUCAAAAGAGGAUGGAAUUUCAUCGCAAUAAGACAUAUGCUUAUGUGUACAUGUACAUGUAUAUCCGUUUUGCCAUCUUAAGAAAAAUGGCUUAUCAGAAGAGUGAUCAGUGACUUAUCACGGAUCCAUAUACAUACGUUUGCGGAUCGCAAUGUGCACAAAACCAGUCCUUUUUCUGCCGAGUCUUAUCCGUAUACGAAUAAUUAAGGAUCCGUGGUAGGCCUACAUGGAAGUCGCUGUUCUCAACUUCCCUAAGUGCAGACUAUACUGGUGAGUGGAAUGGGCAACGCGAAUUGUAAAGUUCCCCGUCCGAGGUGGAGUGUAAGGUAAUUGCAUGUAUGGAUAUAUACAUGCCUUGUAACAGCAAGAAGAAUGGGAAAAGCAUGCAAGAAAUACAGAUAAUUUUGAGAACCUGUGUAUUGCCUGAAUACCAACAAGUGUUAACUUCAGACAGCGAAUAUAUAAAUUUAGACAACUGUGGACGUCAGUCGUCCGAAAUUUCCUCCACCCAUCGUGACUGUAAAUAACUUUGGCAAUAAAUAUAGAGUCAUGUAAUAGUGCAUUCAUAGAAA